AUGGACGAAGGACAAGAGAGGCUGGGCUUCAAGCCAGCGCCGUCUCCAUGGAAUAAUAUACGGUCACAAGUGUUUUACUCCGUUGCUAGAGCCAACUGGUCAUAUGGCCUUCCGCAAGCUUCAUACGGUGAUCUGGAAGCAUCUGCGCCAUUCUCGGAUCCUGAAGCCAGUGGCAAAUUUGAAGGAGGCUUCUGUGUGUGCAUGAUAGUUCGGUACCUGGAGUCUCCUGUUGGACCGUAUGACGAACUCCUGUGGGCCCCGGGAGUGUUCCAAGACCCUCGCCAUGAUAAGCCAGUAAAGAGAUACAGAAUUACCAGGAUAUAUGUAUCUUCACUAGACUCGGUUUACAACGGCCGAAAGAAUUGGAAUAUACCAAAGACCCUGGCCAAUUUCGAAUUCGUUCCGUCCGAUUCCCACUAUCCGCCAUACCGCCAGAUCAAGGUCUCACUACCCGACAGUCCAGACCAACCAUUCGUUUCCUUGGAUUUACAGCCAAUCCCAUUGAUAUCUAGACCCCUCUUUCCUAUUUCCACGAGCUAUAUUCCGAUGAAUCUCGAGACUGUGAUGCCACCAAUACCCGAGUCUAAUGACUGGCGGGAGAAUGGAUUGGUAGGCAGCGAGAAUAAUGAAUGGAGAUCUAUAAAAGUGCAACGCUAUGACAACCUUCAACCUUGGCGGGUCUGCUUGCCAAAGAGAUGA
Aspergillus pseudonomiae is the source of this 699-nucleotide messenger RNA. RefSeq lists its product as uncharacterized. The coding region runs from base 1 to 699 and encodes 232 amino acids. The transcript is spliced from 5 exons. The record is from RefSeq and is a predicted model, not a curated record. Lineage: Eukaryota; Fungi; Ascomycota; Eurotiomycetes; Eurotiales; Aspergillaceae.